AUGUCGAGACAGACCCGCACCCCAGGCCAGGCGCCGCCUCCGCCCGCCACCCGGCAAAACGAAUACUUCGUGCCUCGCGAUGGCAUCGACCGCGAGGUCAUAUCCGCCGACAUCUGCCGCUAUCUGGGCAACGAUGCCCUCGUGCGCCCAGGCCAAUACGAGAACCCGCAGUCUCACCUAACCGUUCAAGGAUAUUACAUCACGGCCUACAGAAAUCUGACUACGGCCAUGAUUGAGGACCUCAAGGCCGACUCCGCCCGAUGGGAGAGUGAGCGGCGCGCGCAGACGACGCGCAACACCUCUGGAGGUAUCCAUGCCUCGAGAGAUGCCUAUGGCUAUCCCGCGAAACUGCCAUCUAACUCACCUGUAGUUCAAUACCGCUACUCUGAGACGCAUCAGUCUCGGCAGCACCACGGUCCUACAGAGGGCCACUUCCAGUCGGAUCCUUAUGCCCGUGACCCAGGAUAUGAGGUCACGUACCCUGGAACCGGGAACCUAGGGUUUACUGGUGCUUCUGGCUCCUACUCCUCCCAACAACAGCAGCCGCCGCAGCAACAGCAACAGCAACAGCAGCAGCAACAUCAACAUCAACAGCCGCAGCAGCAGCAGCAGCAGCCGCCGCCGCCGCCGCCGUAUGCUGCCGCAACUGGUGGCGCGUAUGGUGGCGGCUUUCAGCAACCCCAACAAUCCCCUCCCCCGGAGAGGUUUACUCCUGCCCAGGCAGGUGGUUCCAUGAUGCGGCCUGGCUACCCGACCACUCAGGACGCUCCCUACAUCGGCACAGGCGCGAACCUGCCGCAUUCUGGAUUUCCCUCGCAAAAUGACCCCUAUGGUGCCCGGUUGUCGACGUCGUCGGCUGCUCCGCAGCAACCUAUUUACGCCUCUGCGUCGCCGCAACAGCCUGGGUAUCCAGCAACGACGUCGUCUUUCCAGCAGUAUCCAACCCAGGCCCCCACUGCUCCCGGGCAAUCGUAUUCGACAAUGCAGCCCCAUGACUCUUACUAUGGCCGAGUUUCGCCGGCCCAGACUCCUCCACAAGGCUACGCAGCCCAGGGACAACAGUAUGAUGAAACCCCCCUCUCUCGCCCUUCCACAACCCCCGCAGCCGUCCAGACACCUCCCGCUGGCAUGAGUAACCGCCGUAGUGACCGCGACAGCGACAGGAACCAUCGAGCCCCCCGGCGUUGA
Hirsutella rhossiliensis is the source of this 1188-nucleotide messenger RNA. Its product is annotated as transcription factor RfeG. The coding region runs from base 1 to 1188 and encodes 395 amino acids. The transcript is spliced from 4 exons. The record is from RefSeq and is a predicted model, not a curated record. Lineage: Eukaryota; Fungi; Ascomycota; Sordariomycetes; Hypocreales; Ophiocordycipitaceae.